Molecule: messenger RNA, 3246 nt
Organism: Penicillium subrubescens
Lineage: Eukaryota; Fungi; Ascomycota; Eurotiomycetes; Eurotiales; Aspergillaceae
Product: ATP-dependent RNA helicase MTR4
Exons: 3
Coding region: 1-3246 (1081 amino acids)
Biological process (GO): RNA catabolic process; maturation of 5.8S rRNA
Cellular component (GO): nucleus
Molecular function (GO): RNA helicase activity; RNA binding; ATP binding
Source: RefSeq, a predicted model, not a curated record
AUGGACGAGCUCUUCGACGUCUUUGAGGAUCAGCCUCAGGCCGUUACGCCUUCGGGCGGUGCGCCUAGGCGCUCCAAGAAGGAUAAGAAAGACAAGAGCAAGAAGCGUGCCGCCAACGGUGAUGCGAAGAAUGACGCUAUUGUACCAGGUGACAUGGAGGACGUGACACCUUCAGUCGCACCCGUUGUUGAGAAAACCACUAUAGAGUCCGAGGCACCCGCUGCCGAAAACGGGCAACCCGAGACUAAACGCCUUCGACUCGACGAAGCUCCCCAACCCGUUGUCGCCGAUUCCUUCGAAACCGAACAAGAGCAGGAGAUUGCCGGAGCUGCUGGCCUGCAAGGCGGCCAAGAUGCGACCUCUAUCAAGGUGUCUCACCAAGUGCGCCACCAAGUUGCGAUCCCGCCGGACUACCCUUACGUGCCUCUUUCCGAACACAAGCAACCGGAGGAACUGGCGAAGACAUACUCCUUCAAACUCGAUCCUUUCCAGCAGCUUGCGGUCAAUGCGAUUCAAAGAGAGGAAAGUGUCCUGGUUUCAGCGCAUACUAGUGCCGGAAAGACUGUGGUUGCCGAAUACGCUAUUGCGCAAAGUCUGAAGAGGAACCAGCGAGUCAUCUACACAAGUCCUAUCAAGGCUCUGAGCAACCAAAAGUAUCGUGAAUUUGCGGCUGAAUUUGGCGACGUUGGCCUCAUGACUGGUGAUGUGACCAUCAACCCCACAGCUACCUGUCUCGUCAUGACUACGGAAAUUCUUCGGUCGAUGCUGUAUCGCGGUUCAGAGAUCAUGCGUGAAGUCGGAUGGGUCGUUUUCGACGAGAUUCAUUACAUGCGCGACAUCAACCGUGGUGUCGUUUGGGAGGAGACAAUCAUCCUUCUGCCCGACAAGGUUCAUUACGUUUUCCUGUCGGCCACUAUCCCCAACGCCAUGCAAUUUGCCGAAUGGGUCGUGAAGAUGCACAAUCAACCCUGUCACGUUGUCUACACUAACUACCGUCCGACUCCUCUGCAACACUACUUCCAUCCUGCUGGUGCGGAAGGAAUCCAUUUGGUUGUGGAUGAGAACGGUGUGUUCCGAGAGGAGAACUUCCAGAAAGCUAUGGGCUCCAUCGCAGACAAGAAGGGAGACGAUCCGGCGAACGCCUUGGCCAAGCGCAGAGGCAAGGGCAAGGAUAAGUCACUCAACAAGGGUGGCGAGAAAGGUCCGUCUGAUAUCUUCAAGAUCGUGAAAAUGAUCAUCAUGAAGCGGCUCAACCCGGUCAUCGUCUUCAGUUUCAGCAAGAGAGAGUGCGAAAGUGGUGCUCUUCAGUUGAAGAACUUGGCAUUCAACGAUGAUUCUGAGAAGGAGAUGGUUCAAAAGGUCUUCGACAGUGCCAUGGAGAUGUUGUCUCCCGAAGACCGGAAUCUGCCCCAGAUUAUCAAUCUCCUGCCCCUCCUCCGACGAGGUGUGGGUGUUCAUCACUCUGGUCUUCUUCCUAUUCUCAAGGAGACUAUCGAGAUUCUCUUCCAAGAAGGUCUCAUCAAGGUCCUCUUUGCUACUGAGACAUUCUCCAUCGGCCUGAACAUGCCUGCCAAGACUGUUGUAUUCACCAGUGUUCGCAAAUUCGAUGGCACCAGCCAGCGCUGGGUUACUCCAUCCGAGUUCAUUCAGAUGUCUGGACGAGCUGGUCGAAGAGGUCUUGAUGAUCGUGGUAUUGUCAUCAUGAUGGUUGGUGAAGAAAUGGAUCCUGCAGUUGCCAAGGAGAUUGUUCGUGGUGAGCAAGACCGGUUGAACUCCGCCUUCCACCUUGGAUACAAUAUGAUUCUCAACCUUAUGAGAGUGGAGGGUAUUUCCCCAGAGUUUAUGCUUGAGAGGUGUUUCAAACAGUUCCAGAACACAGGCAACAUCAAUACUUUGGAAAACUCACUUCGUGAAUUGGAGGGGAAGAAGGCAAACAUGGUCAUCCCCGACGAAGGAACCAUCCGGGAAUAUUACGAUUUGCGCACGCAGUUGGAUACCUUCUCUGAUGAUGUCCGUGCCGUGAUGACCCAUCCGAACCAUUGCCGACCCUUCCUGGUUGCCGGCCGUCUGCUCCAGAUCAUGCACCAAGGCCAAGAUUUCGGAUGGGGUGCCGUAGUCAAGCUCUCACAGCGCAAGCCUGCAAGGGACUCCAAGGAAGAAAUUGAGCCACAUAAGGCUUGGGUUGUUGACGUCCUUUUGAAGCUUGCCAAUGGACCAACUGUUGGCACCAAGUCCUUCCAAGACUUUCCAUCGGGUAUUCAACCGGCUAAACAGGGAGAACCGUCCCGGUUCGCAAUCGUGCCGGUUGUUUUGAGUUGCAUCCAUGCCUUCGGACAUGUUUGCAUCUUCCUUCCGAAGGACAUCAAAUCUGAUAAUGCCCGAAUCGGAGUGGGGAAGUCUUUGGAUGAAGUCAAACGGCGAUUCCCAGAUGGUGUACCGCUCCUCGACCCCGUCAACGACAUGAAGAUCACGGAUGAUUCCUUCAAGAAAUUGCUACGGAAAAUCGAGGUCCUAGAGGCUCGCCUGCUGGGCAACCCAUUGCACCACUCGCCGCGACUACCAGAGCUAUACGAUCAAUACGUCGCAAAGAUUAACUUGGGCAACGAGAUCAAGUCGGCCAAGAAGCAGAUUAGCGAUGCCAUGUCGAUUUUGCAACUUGACGAACUGAAGUGCCGCAAGCGUGUGCUUCGCCGCUUUGGUUUCAUCAACGAGGCGGAAGUGGUGCAGCUCAAGGCUCGCGUCGCCUGUGAGAUUAGUACCGGUGAUGAACUGAUGCUGUCUGAGUUGCUUUUCAACGGUUUCUUCAACAAUCUCACUCCCGAACAGGUGGCUGCUGCCGUCAGUGUCUUCGUGUUUGAGGAGAAGGUCAAGGAGGCCGCGCCUUUGAGCAAGGAUGAGCUUGCGAAGCCCCUCAAGGAGAUCCAGGCACAAGCACGGAUCAUCGCCAAGGUCUCGCAGGAGUCCAAAAUGGCAGUUAAUGAGGAUGAGUACGUUCAGAGCUUCCACUGGGAGCUGAUGGAGGUGGUCUAUGAGUGGGCACAUGGAAAGUCCUUUGCCGAUAUCUGCGGUAUGACGGAUGUCUAUGAGGGCAGCUUGAUCCGUGUCUUCCGCCGGCUGGAGGAGUGUCUGCGUCAGAUGGCGCAGGCUGCCAAGGUGAUGGGUAGCGAGGACCUGGAGAGUAAGUUCGAGGAGGCGUUGACCAAGGUCCGCCGUGACAUUGUGGCUGCUCAGUCGCUUUAUCUGUAA